Molecule: messenger RNA, 847 nt
Organism: Cercocebus atys (sooty mangabey)
Lineage: Eukaryota; Metazoa; Chordata; Mammalia; Primates; Cercopithecidae
Product: ras GTPase-activating protein 4-like
Exons: 4
Coding region: 72-605 (177 amino acids)
Source: RefSeq, a predicted model, not a curated record
GCCCAGUUCAGCGCCCGCCGCCCGCCACCCCGGACCCCGGUGUCUGGCUCCCUACGAGCCGGGACCCCGCGAUGGCCAAGCGCAGCUCGCUGUACAUCCGCAUCGUGGAGGGGAAGAACCUGCCCGCCAAGGACAUCAACGGCAGCAGCGACCCUUACUGCAUCGUGAAGGUGGACAAUGAGCCCAUCAUCAGGACAGCCACCGUGUGGAAGACCCUGUGCCCCUUCUGGGGUGAAGAGUACCAAGUGCACCUGCCGCCCACCUUCCACACUGUGGCUUUCUACGUCAUGGAUGAGGAUGCCCUCAGCCGGGACGACGUUAUCGGAAAGGUCUGCCUUCCAAGGGACACCCUGGCCUCUCACCCUAAGGGUAAGUUCUCCCUUUCCCUCCCGCACUGGUCUGCCCAGUCCCUGGCCUCCCUCUCACUCGGAGACCUCCCCUCUAGGCUCCAUCUAGUCUCCAGCUCAGGGAAAGUCAUUUCUACUCUCCCCAAAAGCCAGGGCCACGUUCUGUACUCCUGGCCUCUGUUCCUCAGCACGUCCCCAAACCUGGUUGUUACUGCGUCUUCCCUAGGGCAAAGAGGGGCUGCUAUGGGUAGAAUCUGAGGCCUCUGCUGGCAGAAGAAGGGGCCUCCUUACACUCCAUUGCUGAAGCGUAGGGACCCUUUCUCCCAAUGGAGCCAGCUCCUUCUGUAGCCCAUGGGGUCGCCUCCACCUGGACCCUAGUACCACUGUGUCCUGAGUCUGAAGGGUUGGCCUGGAGCCAGUGCAGGCUGGAGAUCCCUUUGAAUUAUUUAUGGGAUGCAGACAUUGUUUGGUGUUAUUGUUUUUAAAAUUUUUAUGUAGUU